CAACGGUGAUUCUUAAAAAUAUCUAUUGAUAUAGCUUAAUUGAGUAUUUAAGUGUCUCAACUCAAUAUUAAAGUCCAAGAUUAUGGUUAUGUAAUGAUAUCUCUAGUGAUCAAUACUGAGAGCCCUAUGCAGGAAACCCUACAUGUGUCCAGGUAUACGAGGGUAGCCAGUUUAGAAUAGUCUCUGAAGAGUACAUCAUGUUGCUAGUGUUUGUGUUGUUUGUGAUUUGUUCAAUCUCAAUCAUCUUCGUGUAGAACUAUUGUUCGUUUGUAAUUUUGUCCAACUACUAACUCCAGUCAUGGAUGUUAUCUUGGAUGCUAUUUUUGAACAUGUUUUCUCUAAGUUAGACCGGGGAUGCUUGUUGGCACGUUACAAAAGAAGACAACUCACAGACUACCUCAGCACAGUUAUCAGAGGAUCCGCAGCAGACGACACUCAAGAAGGUUGCAGACGGGCAGUCCGUGCGGCUAUACGCUUCCACCGAAACUCCAAAGAAGCCAACGGUAAAAUCUGUCUUCUAGGGAAGUUCCACAACGUUCUCUACGUCGCUGCUACAUUAUGCUUCGACUGGAAGCUUGAAGAUUCAGAGAUCGUUGCUGAACUCCUCCAUGACAUAUUCGACUGCGAGUGUACUUUUGAAAGGCUCUUCGUCGGAGCCAUCCUAGGGACUAAAGUUACCCAUUUGAUCUCCGGGUGGAAAAGUGACUUUAGAAGCAAAGAGGAGUGUAUAGAUGCUGUAAAGUAUUUUUUGGACCACUCGACUAAAGCUGGGUUGAGGUUUCAGUGCUCGUCUGGGGACUCUAGGAAGUUUGUUGAUGUCCCGAUGGAGUCUUACGGAGGGUCUACGCCCCUCAGGGUCGCAGCCCAAGCAGGUCAGCCUGGCGUGAUUUCUUUGCUACUUCACUACGGUGCGGUGGUCACACCUCUUCCUGACCCAAACACUUGUGCCUUGCAACUACUUCUGCGUCGUAUGAAUGACUUCUGUCAUGACAGACCUGAGGAACCAAUCCCAUCGGAGUUCAUCCUUUGUUUAAACUUGCUGCUCCGUGACUUCCCCAGAGUGCCUCAAAUUCUUCCCGACCCCGAAGAUGAUCCAGACCUACAGGAAGUGAGGGAAAUCCAUCCGAGGAUGAUUGCAAUGGUAUCUCCAGAGAAGUCAGGGUUAACAAUUGUGCCUAGUCUGCGACAGCUGUGCAGAUGUUCAGCACGUCAACAACUUGCUGUUGAAGGUUUGCUGCCGUACGGCGUCAGCAAAAUGUCACUUCCUGAUUCAGUGGUAGAUUACCUAUUGUAUAAAAAUGACUGAUAUGAUCAAGUUUGUUAAUAUUGUACAUAUACGAUAUCGAAUUAUAUUCACUUGUAAAUUUUGAAUUUUGGACUGUGAUAUUCAAUUGAAAUAAAAUAUUAAGUUAAUCAAGAA
Molecule: messenger RNA, 1420 nt
Organism: Macrosteles quadrilineatus (aster leafhopper)
Lineage: Eukaryota; Metazoa; Arthropoda; Insecta; Hemiptera; Cicadellidae
Gene: stops
Exons: 2
Coding region: 299-1306 (335 amino acids)
Molecular function (GO): protein binding
Source: RefSeq, a predicted model, not a curated record